CUAGUAAGGUAGCUGCGAAUGCUACAAUAUCAUUUAAAAAAAAUUACAUAUCUAUAAAUUAGCCUCUAAAAAUAUUAGCCAAAAAUAACUUGAAAUAACCGAAUUUUUGACCAAAAAAUCCGUGAUAUGAAUUGGUAAAAAUCACGCAUUCUGCAUGCUCUUUCAUCAUGAUUCUAACCUGAAUAGUCGUCGAAUAGUCGUCGAAUAGUCGACUCUAACGAUUAAUAUCAGUUUAAAAUUAAUAUCUUGUUUGCGGUUCGCGGGACGAAGUGGAAGUUUUUUCCAGUUUUUUUCGUUUUUGUUUGAAGCAAAAACGCGCUGAAUGAGGCUAAUUUUAUUAAUGCUGGUCAUCAAGAAGUUCAACUGAAUAAUUACUCUGAAUUGUAUCUACGAAAAUAGCCGAAUUCGCCUGUAAUUCUCAUCGCGAAAUAAUUCAUGGAAUUUAUAUCUUCAUUAAAAUUCAAUUGUCAAAAGUGUUAAAACGCUCAUUGUUUUUUAUGACAUAACUUUUAAUUAAGAACGAUAUGGAGGAAAAGACGAGCCCUUUCAAAGAAAUUGGCUCCAACGAUGUUGACACAGAGUCAAAAGCAAUGCUAAAGAGAAAAUUACAAAUGAAAUCAGAAGCGCUCAUGUUGUUAAGCAAGGAAAUGGAUCAGAGUAGGAUAGAACGAGAUCAAUUCAAACUGAUGGCUGAACAAAUUCAGGAACGAUUUCUACAUUUGAAGAAACAGAUGUGUGAUAUGAAAGAACUGAAUAGUUUCGACGACGAUUUUAGAACCUUGGAUUUAUUAACAGAAGCACGUGAACAAAAUAAGUGCCUUAGGUUACAAGUUGAAACAUUAAGGCAGAAACUAACAGAUGCUGAAGGUGAUAUUAAAGUGUUACGUACAAAUAAUAAUCGUAUACCAAUUGAACAGCAGGAAACUCAAUUAGCACCAGCUAUGCAUCAAAGAGAAGAGAUGAUAGAGCAAUUAGAGAAAUUAAAUUUAAAGUGUUCACAGUUGCAAACAGAUCUACAAACAGUAUUGGAUGAGAAACAUGAGCUGAAGAUUGAAAGGGAUGCUUUCAAAUGUAAGGCACAUCGUUUGAAUCAUGAACUGUCUAAAGCUUUGAAUGCAACCAAACCAGUUGAUUUGGAUGCUCUUAUCAAUGAAAAUAGAUAUCUGCAAGAAAGACUGCAGCAAUUGCUUGAGGAGAAAGAGCUCACACGUCAAUCUCUAUCAAAGUAUAAGAGUAUGCUAGAUAGUAAAAGGGCUAAAGGAACUAUCAAGUUGGGAGUAAAUUCUGCAGUUGGAACAGUGAUGACUCACAAGCAAGUCGAACAGCUUCUUCAAGAAAGUUCUUAUAUACCGCCUCAGAAAUCUGCUGCUGCCGUUACUGAUUUACGGUGCCUUUGCACUGCCUUAUUAGAGGCUUUAAAUGACAAAACUUUAGCUCUGGCUCAUCAGAAGAAAGCGAAUAAAAUAUUGGCAUUGAGAAUUUGUGAAUUGGAUAGUGCUAUACAAUCGCCAACGACGAAGCUUUUGGAGGGAUACACAAGCAUCAAUGUUGAUUUGAGGUGUGACAGCGACUUCAAUAAUUUGGAUCAUACUAACAGCAGUAUACAUAAUAUCGAGGAGAACAAUGUUGUAACAAAUGAAGAUAAUAUACAAUGUAGCUCAUCACCUGAAAGUCAAAUUAUGCAACAAUUGCAGUCGAUACAAAUGAGUCUUCCAAGAAACUUAGGAGUAUUGGUUCAAAAGGCAUUAAAUAAUCUAAAUGAUAAACAGAAGGUAUGAGAUUAAAAAUAUGUUGCAAACACACACAAAACAGUGUCCCAGCAAACGAGAAUGGAUUGGAUUGGAUAAAUACGUAUAAAUCAAGUUGUCGAAUUCGCGUCAUCCGCAAAAAAAGUAUUGAAUUUUGUAGAGACUGAGUACACUGAAUACGUUUCUAUACGUAUAGUAUCUAGAUAAAUAUAAUAAAUAUGGACUCUAGUGUAUUCAUAUAGAUAGAAAUGAAAAUAUGCUAAUUUGCGAUCCCAGAAAAUGAUGUAUCGUUGGGAAAUACGCACUUAGGUAAUAGAAAUAUGAUGCGUUUCUUCCUGACCUUAGUACUAUAUACAUAGAGUAUACAAGAUUACAGAUUUACGUGACUCCCGAAUAUAACCUGCACUAUCGUGACCAGGAUUAUAUCUAAAAAUUAUCUUGUCGCCGCAAUGUUAUACACUUUGUAUAUCGGGGUUCAGGAGGCAAAAAGACUUACAUAUAUUACCUCGGUGCAUGCCUUUUAAUGAUAUAUUACUUGCUAAAAUCGACGACUAGUGGAUCACCUUUGUUAGAUAAUUCUUCAAUGCCGCACGUUAAAUUGAAACAAAUAAGUCACACGUUCAUUGCGAACAUUAGGUAAGAUCAAAGUAAAUUAGCAAUACGUAAUUACUUUGGUAAGACCAAAAGUAAAUUAGCAAUACGUAAUUACGAAUUCAACUGGAUUAGUCAUUUAGCACGUUUCAUUUCUAUGCACAUUGGCCAGAAAGUAAAUAACCGUAAUUCCGUAAUUCCGAUUCAAGCGGAUUACAGACAGAAAAGUGAUUUAAAAACACUCAAACCUUGAUUCGACAUCGCUUGAAUGAAUAAUUUUUCAAUAUUUUUUAAUAAUUUCUCGUUUGUUGGGGUUUCAGCUUUUUGAUACAGCUUGUAUGCAAGUACAACGGAUUAAACUGAGUCAAAAAGUCCUGUAUCAUUUUGUAAUUUUCACAAUAGUUAAUAAGAAAUGAUAAAGAUUUAGUUGGAGAGAAUCGAGGCAUCGAGUGGCGGCUUGCUGCUCGGUGCGAUUGACUCGCGACUGUAGAUCCGGGUUCAAUCCCACCUGCGCUUACAUAUGCGAUUUUUCACAUUUAAGAAGCCGAAAUGAUUCUAUCUAUUGCAUGAUUAAGCACCUUUAAUCUUUGAAUACCACACUAUUUUCGUCAUACAUGGGUUACAGUAACCCUGGGAUCUUCUUUUGCUUUUAUCCCGGGAUCUAAUGCAUCAAUUUUAACUUUUUUUUUAAUCGAUACAACAGACAAUAAGGAAAAAGAAUAUAUAGAUAUAGAAGAAUAUCAUAAAACUUCCGGUAACCUAGAUAUUUUGAAAAAAAGA
Molecule: messenger RNA, 3119 nt
Organism: Acromyrmex echinatior (Panamanian leafcutter ant)
Lineage: Eukaryota; Metazoa; Arthropoda; Insecta; Hymenoptera; Formicidae
Product: coiled-coil domain-containing protein 149
Source: RefSeq, a predicted model, not a curated record